Molecule: messenger RNA, 1365 nt
Organism: Penicillium cosmopolitanum
Lineage: Eukaryota; Fungi; Ascomycota; Eurotiomycetes; Eurotiales; Aspergillaceae
Product: NAD(P)/FAD-dependent oxidoreductase
Exons: 3
Coding region: 1-1365 (454 amino acids)
Molecular function (GO): proline dehydrogenase activity; flavin adenine dinucleotide binding; L-pipecolate oxidase activity
Source: RefSeq, a predicted model, not a curated record
AUGGCGCUCCCUCCUAGUAUCCUCAUCGUGGGUGGAGGAGUCUUCGGACUGUCUACCGCUCUCUCGUUGAGACAGCGCCACCCGGAAGCCCAGAUCACACUGGUGGAAUCGUCACCGACAAUUCCAAACCCGCACGGCUCAUCCGUCGACACAUCACGGAUUGUGCGGGCAGACUACGCCAACGCAGCAUACUCCAAGCUCGCGGCCGCAGCCAUCCAGAAAUGGCGCAGCACGGCUUGGGGUCGUCAGGGUCGGUACACGCAGAACGGCCUGCUGCUGGUGUACCCGGCCGACAGCGUCAGUGCAAAGGAGUACGCGCGCAAGAGCUACAACAACGUGCGUCAGAUCGAGGGCGAUAACGUUGUUUUCCUGCCUAGCCAGAAAGAUGUGCUUUCUGUUGUCCCGCCGUAUGGGGAGGAUUUGGAUGUUGCCGGUGGGUAUGUGAAUUGGGGCUCUGGCUGGUCCGAUGCCGGGGCGAGUGUGGCGUUUGCGAAGCAGAUGCUUGAUGCGGAUGGGAAGGUUGAUUUCCGCCAUGGAAAUGUUGACCGGGUGCUUUUCGACGAGCCUGCAUCUGCAUCUGCAUCUGCUGGCAAAGGCAAGCCGCGCGCAAAGGGUGUUGCGUUGACGAAUGGAACGACACUGACAGCUGACCUGGUUGUUUUGGCGACUGGAGCAUGGACACCCCGACUUGUUGAUCUGCGCGGCAAGGCCGUGGCCACAGGCCAGGCAAUUGCAUAUAUCAAGAUUAGUGAUGCCGAGCAGCGUGAGCUGGAGAAUUUACCUACCAUCUUGAACUUUGCUACAGGCAUGUUCAUCAUCCCGCCGCGUGACAAUUUGCUCAAGAUCGCGCGCCAUGCUUAUGGUUACCGGAACCCGAUCACCGUGCCUGUUCCCGGGGUCGGUGCAUCCAAGGAAACGAUGGCGGUUAGUCUGCCUGAAACUGGUGGUCCCGUUCCGCUGGAGGGACAGGAUGCGUUCAGGGAAGCAUUGAAGCAAUUGCUUCCCCGUUUCGUGGACCGGCCGUUUGCUGAUACCAGGAUUUGCUGGUAUACUGAUACCCCCGAUGGAGAUUUUAUUGUUUCGUACCACCCUGAUUACGAGGGGCUGUUCCUCGCGACUGGUGGCAGCGGACACGCCUACAAGUUUUUCCCUGUGCUUGGAGACAAAGUUGUUGAUGCCAUGGAGGGCACUUUGGACCCCGAACUGCAGAAAUUGUGGGAGUGGACGGAGGCAAACACUCCCGCUCCAGGAACCAAUAUGGAUGACCUCUUCGACGGCGAUGGAAGCCGAUCUGGGGCAAGGAACUCGAAUUUGCAAGAGGAGUUGGCUAAGACGAGAAAGGCUUCACGGGAGAGUGCGCUGUAA